Brassicogethes aeneus is the source of this 1454-nucleotide messenger RNA. The record is from the annotation of a GenBank genome assembly. Lineage: Eukaryota; Metazoa; Arthropoda; Insecta; Coleoptera; Nitidulidae.
AAAGUGUAUUGCGUUUCUUGGAGAGCACAUUCAGUUCCCUGUUGUCUGAAGAUGAAAACCUACUUUGCCAUUCUCGUUUUGGUUGCCCUCACCAACGGUCUCUCUUUGAGAGGUCCUGGUGGCAAAAACCCCAGCAGAGAAGUAUUACAACCCAGCGGCGUAGUGGGUCAGCAAUGGCAAGGCGUUUUCCAAAUUCUACAACAACAAUUGGUCGAUCUUUUGGAAAGCCAGGGCGUCUCUCCGCAGCAGUCUCUUGUGAUCGCUGAGGAAGUCAUUGGAGAGCAAGGACAAGUCAUCAUCAAGCGACAAAUCCAACUACAAUUGGUUCAACAGUUGGUAGUGCAAGGCCUUCCACCACAACAAGCCGUCUUACUUAUCGAACAAGUUUUUGGUCUUGAAGAAAACAUCGUCCCACAACAAGUCAUCCAACAAUUGGUCCAACAAGGCAACCUUACCCAACAACAAGCCGUCUUCGUCGUCGAAAAACUUUUCAGCGGCGUAUACUCUCAACAAACCCAACAAUACAUCCGACAACAACUCCAGCAGUACAUCCAACAAUUGCAGCUCGGCAGCGUGGUUGGACGCCAAAUUACCCCACAACUACAAUAUUUGAUCCAACUCGUCCAACUCUUGGAAAACCAAGGAAUCGCUCCACAACAAGCUUUCCUUAUCGCCGACUUGAUCUUUGGUCAACAAUGGCAAACUAUCGAGCAACUCGUCCAGUUAUUGAUCCAACAAGGAAUUCCAACACAAGAAGCUUUUCUUAUCUCCGAAAAUGUUUUGGGCGGCCAAUUGGGACAAGUAAUCGCGAGAAUCUACUACCAAAGCAUCCCAUUGCCAGAAAAAGUGGCUCUAAAACAAUUGUUAAUUCAACAGGGACCUGCACUUUUACCCUUGGUAAGCUACGAAUUAAACCAAUUAAGAGCUCAAGGAGUUAUUGGACAGCAAGGAGUAGUUGGGUCACAGAUUCCAUUAUUUGGACAACAACGACCAAUUUUUGAACAACAGUAUCCAGUUAUUGAACAGCAAACUCCAUUACUUAGACAACAAGUACCAAUUGUUAGACAACAAUACCCAGUUUUUGGACAAGUUCCAGUUAUUGGACAACAAACUCCAGUAUAUAGACAACAAGAUCCAAUCUAUGGACAACAAUAUCCAGUUUAUGGAAAGCAAGGUCCAGUUUAUGGACAACAAUAUCCAGUUUACGGACAACAAUAUCCAGUUUACGGACAACAAUAUCCAGUUUAUGGACAACAAUAUCCAGUUUAUGGUGGUUUGAGGAGCGCAAUCUGGCAACAAAUUAUCGCUCAAAGAUUGGCCUCAAAGGGAAGGCAAUAUUAAUUUUUUUAACAGGAGACAACCCCGCUAACGCAUAUACGGACAAGUGCCUUUAUAUUUUUUUAUUUAUAAAAAAAGAAUAGUAAUAAAAAAGCAAUGAAAAUAAUAGGAAUUGU